Molecule: messenger RNA, 1107 nt
Organism: Marchantia polymorpha subsp. ruderalis
Lineage: Eukaryota; Viridiplantae; Streptophyta; Marchantiopsida; Marchantiales; Marchantiaceae
Source: the annotation of a GenBank genome assembly
GUGUCUUCUCUACCGUACUAGUACGCUAGCUGGGCAAAUCGCUGUGCAUUUGGCGUACACAUUCUUACGGCAGAAAGAUGCGCUGAUGCAUGUAUCGAUGGACUAGCGCGGGCACACGGUUCAGCAGCAAAUGAUUUGUGAUUCCGCCUGUUACCGGCGUACUAGUCUCCAGAAUUCGUUACCGAGGUUCAAUUCUCGCCAAAGCUGAUAAAGAUUUGAAAGACCAUUCCAGAACAAAAAAAUACGGGUCAUCAUCAUCGAGGAUUAGAUAACCCGGGUACUCAAGUGCAGAGGGCAAGUAAUUUGCGAUCGAUUCCGCUUCACUCGGGAGACGCUGUCGCUCUGUCACUCGAUGGAAGAACAUCAAUUUCGCAGAGCAUUAGAGCUAUUUCCUGUCGUGCGCUCCUCUACAUAUUGUGCCGAGGAUGACGAAAUUAGUGCUGCUAGUAGCGACAAUGCCGCAACUAGUGGGCGCUCAACAAUAUCUGCCACGAAGUCAGCAUUGAAGGAUAGCGCGAUUAUGGAGAAAGGGAAUUCUGCCAAUGAAAAGGAAUUCCUCGAAAUGCACGCACAGAAAUCUGUGGCAAGUGUACCUCCUGAACAAGGUUUCUGGAAUCCACUGAGGAGUGCCAUGCAAGAAUUGCUGGGAAAUGAAGAAGGCCAACGAUUCUGCGAAAGCUUCAAACACGUUCACGAAUCAUUGGUCAGGGAUACCUUAUCUUUGGACGACAUUGAAAGAAUUGCUACACACAUGAAGUUGAGGUCACAUUGGCACUGAGUUCCACAGAAUGCAGCAAUUCACAUCCUUAAGGCAUUAUGAACACAGGACUUUCAAAAAGUGUAUUGUUUACACCACGUACUGCUCGUCAGCCGGCAUCAGAAGUUCACGUCAAUAGUACAUUUUGAAACCUUGUCUCUCACGAAAAUGUCACAACAAGCCGAAGGUGUUCCAAGGGGUUGAGCUUUGUGGAUCAAUUCUGGGAAGCAUUGCAAGAAAGAUACAUAGAUAGCCCUUGUAUGAAUAUGUCGGUAUGCUCACGCAGAGCCAUUAUUGUUUGGCUCCUGGGAAGUUAAGGCGAACAUUUUUACUCAGUACAUUUUAUCCAC